This is a messenger RNA of Drosophila nasuta, 2975 nucleotides long. RefSeq names its product phosphatidylinositol 3-kinase 59F (gene Pi3K59F). Lineage: Eukaryota; Metazoa; Arthropoda; Insecta; Diptera; Drosophilidae. Gene Ontology annotation, cellular component: cytoplasm; phosphatidylinositol 3-kinase complex, class III, type II; endosome. The transcript is spliced from 8 exons. The coding region runs from base 42 to 2882 and encodes 946 amino acids. The record is from RefSeq and is a predicted model, not a curated record. Gene Ontology annotation, biological process: autophagosome assembly; phosphatidylinositol-mediated signaling; autophagy of peroxisome. Gene Ontology annotation, molecular function: 1-phosphatidylinositol-3-kinase activity.
UCAGCUGAUUCGUGUAUUGUAAAUAUUUUUCAAUAGAUACAAUGGAUCAACCUGACGAUCAUUUUCGCUAUAUACACAGUUCCUCAUUGCACGAACGUGUACAAAUUAAAGUUGGCACGCUUGAGGGCAAGAAACGUCAACCAGACUAUGAAAAACUGCUCGAUGAUCCCAUAUUGCGGUUUUCGGGUCUCUACUCGGAGGAGUAUCCCUCGUUCCAGGUGCGACUACAGGUAUACAACGACGGACGGCCAUAUUGCCUCCCCGUGAACAGUGCCUACAAGGCAUUUGGUAAGCGUUGGAGCUGGAACGAAUGGGUAACAUUGCCUCUGCUAUUCUCCGACUUGCCACGCAGUGCUAUGCUGGUGCUGACCAUACUUGACUGCUCGGGUGCCGGUCAAACGACAGUCAUAGGCGGCACAGCAAUCUCCAUGUUCGGCAAGGAUGGCAUGUUCCGUCAGGGCAUGUAUGAUCUACGUGUCUGGCUGGGGGUUGAGGGCGAUGGCAGUUUUCCGAGCAAGACUCCUGGCAAGGGCAAGGAAUCGUCGAAAUCGCAGAUGCAACGACUGGGCAAGUUGGCCAAGAAGCAUCGCAAUGGUCAGGUGCAAAAGGUUGAUUGGUUGGAUCGUUUGACAUUCCGCGAAAUCGAGGUGAUAAACGAACGCGAGAAACGUAUGUCUGAUUACAUGUUUCUCAUGAUUGAGUUUCCUACCAUCAUGGUGGACGAUAUGUUCAGUUAUUCCGUUGUAUACUUUGAGCCAGAGGUGGACAACAAAUACAAAUUGCCAGCAAAGCCCAAAUUGGUUUUGGUGCCCGACUCGGAGAUUCAAAUGGACAAUCUGGUGGAGCGUAAACACCAUCGCCUGGCACGUUCGGAGCGUUCUGGCAUUUCGGAUCGUGAUGCCAAACCCACAGCUUUGAUACGCGAUCAGUUGCAUAACAUUGUGUAUCGCUGUCCGCCAACCUAUUCGCUGAACAGCGAUGAGCAAGAUCUGGUGUGGAAGUUCCGUUUCUAUCUGUCAUCGCAUAAAAAGGCACUCACCAAGUUUCUCAAGUGCAUCAAUUGGAAUCUAAACGAUGAGGUAACCCAAGCACUCUGGAUGCUGGCCAACUGGGCGCCCAUGGAUGUGGAGGAUGCGCUUGAGCUGCUCAGUCCAAGCUUCACACACGCCGAGGUGCGCAAAUAUGCCAUCAGUCGUUUGGCCCAAGCACCCGACGAGGAUCUCCUACUCUAUCUGCUGCAAUUGGUGCAGGCGCUGAAAUACGAGGACUUCCGCAACAUUGUUCAAUUGAACAAGCGCAUCAUACCCGAGCAGGAGCGCGAUGUGGUCUGUUCGCUCGAUGACAACGAUUCGCUGCUGGGUGAGAGCACCAUCUCGGAUCUGAGCGGCACCAGCAGUGCACUGCAUGCCAGUGUGAUACCCGCUAAUCAACGUGCUGCCAGCGCCAUAGCUGCCAUCAAGGGCGACCACAAACCCACCAUGGCCAGCAGUGUCAGUGCCCCAGCGAUUAGAUCGAGCACGCCAGGAUUGCGUUCAGAUCGCUUGGACAUGGCGGAUGCCAGUGCUGGCUCCUUGGCCUCGCAGUCGCAAUCGCAGACACCAAUGCUGGGCCAAGGAGUCGCGAACAAUUUGUGCACGUUCCUCAUACAGCGAGCCUGCAAGAAUGCGACGUUGGCCAACUAUUUGUAUUGGUAUCUGUCCAUUGAGGUGGAGGAUGGGGAGACGGUGCGCAAACAGGAUCAGCCGGCACAUGACAUGUACAAAAUGGUGCUCAACAUCUUCCUCAAGGUGCUGGAGAAUGGUAACUUUCAUUUGCGUGGCAUUUUCUAUAAUCUGCGCAAACAGCAGCGUUUUAUCGAUGAGCUGGUGAAGCUGGUUAAAAUGGUGGCCAAGGAGCCGGGCAAUCGCAACAAGAAGACCGAAAAAUUUCAAAAGCUGCUCUCUGAACAAGAUUCGUUCAAGGUGAAUUUUACCAACUUUGAACCGAUUCCAUUCCCCCUCGAUCCCGAGGUCUACAUCACCAAGAUUGUGCCCUCUCGCACAUCGCUCUUCAAGAGCGCUCUCAUGCCAGCCAAACUCACAUUUGUCACUUCGAUUGCUCAGCACGAAUAUGUGGCCAUUUUCAAGCAUGGCGAUGAUUUGCGUCAGGAUCAGCUCAUUCUGCAAAUGAUUACGCUGAUGGACAAGUUGCUGCGUCGCGAGAAUCUUGAUCUCAAGUUGACGCCAUACAAAGUGUUGGCCACCAGUUCGAAGCAUGGAUUUCUGCAGUACAUCGAUUCCUGCACUGUGGCCGAGGUCUUGGCUCGCGAAGGCAGCAUUUUGAACUUCUUUAGACGCCACAAUCCUUGCGAGGGCGGUCCUUAUGGCAUCUCCUCUGAGGUAAUGGACACCUACAUUAAAAGCUGUGCCGGUUACUGCGUUAUUACCUAUUUGCUGGGUGUGGGAGAUCGACACUUGGAUAAUCUGCUGCUGACCAGCAAUGGCAAACUGUUCCACAUUGAUUUCGGCUUCAUAUUGGGUCGCGAUCCCAAACCCAUGCCACCGCCUAUGAAACUGAGCAAGGAAAUGGUCGAGGCAAUGGGCGGAGUUAGUUCCGAUCAUCAUCACGAGUUCCGCAAGCAAUGCUAUACGGCGUAUUUGCAUUUGCGUCGUCAUGCCAAUGUCAUGCUCAAUUUGUUCUCCUUGAUGGUGGACGCCACAGUGCCCGAUAUUGCUCUGGAGCCGGACAAGGCGGUGAAGAAGGUGGAGGAGAAUCUGCAGCUGGGCCUUACCGAUGAGGAGGCCGUGCAGCAUUUGCAAAGCCUGCUGGACAUUUCCAUUACUGCUGUGAUGCCAGCGCUAGUCGAGCAGAUUCAUCGUUUCACACAAUACUGGCGAAAGUAGAUCCAUAAUUAUCACACCCCUUAAUUUAAUAUGUUUUAAAGUCGUAUCUAUGUUUUAUGUGCAGUCUGCGCCUACAUUGUAAUGUAUUAUAUA